Vicia villosa (hairy vetch) is the source of this 4169-nucleotide messenger RNA. RefSeq names its product DNA mismatch repair protein MSH6. The record is from RefSeq and is a predicted model, not a curated record. Bases 161 to 4108 code for a protein of 1315 amino acids. Gene Ontology annotation, cellular component: nucleus. Lineage: Eukaryota; Viridiplantae; Streptophyta; Magnoliopsida; Fabales; Fabaceae. Gene Ontology annotation, biological process: mismatch repair. The transcript is spliced from 21 exons. Gene Ontology annotation, molecular function: ATP-dependent DNA damage sensor activity; ATP binding; mismatched DNA binding.
CUGAAUAAACAAUCAUUCAUCUAGCCAUAGCUCAUAGGGCAGCAAAUUCCUUCCCGCCAUGCUCGAUAAACAUUUCCCGCUAAUACCCACCGCAUUUUAAUAUUACCGUUCCUUUCAUCUUCUUUCACUCUCACUCACUCACUUUCUCUGCAACUCAACAAUGUCUUCCUCCCGUCGUAACACCAACGGCCGAUCACCUCUCGUCAAUCCACAGCGUCAAAUCACCGCAUUCUUCACCAAAACCACUUCCCCUUCUCCUAUUCUCUCCAAAACCAAUCCAAAACCUAACCCUAACCCUAACCCUAGCAUAAACCCUAACCCUAGUCCUUCCCUAACCACACCUUCACCUCUCAAUUCCAAACCACACAAACCUCGUCUCGUUAUCGGCGCUUCUCCUACACCAACAGAUUCAACACCGCCUCCACAUUCUCCUUUCAUCGGCAAACGGAUCAAGGUUUAUUGGCCGUUAGAUGAUGCUUGGUACGAAGGUAUUGUCAAAUCGUUUGACAGCGUUACCUCCAAGUAUCGGAUUCGCUACGAUGAUGACGAAGAGGAAUGCGUUGAUCUAUCCAAGGAGAAAUUUGAGUGGCUUCCGCUUCCGGAUCCUUCUUCGAGGAAGCUUAAACGUUUGCGUCGCGGUUCGUCUCCGAUUAGGAAGAUGGUGAUUGAGGAUAUUGAGGUAGAUGGAAGUCCCAAAGAGGAAACGGAAGAGCUUGAUGAUGACGGUGAUGGUGAUGAUGAUUCGGGAGAUGAAGAUUGGGGGAAGAAUGCUGUAUUGGAGGACGCUGGUGAUGAUGAGGAAGAGGAUAUGGAGCUGGAGGAAGAAAAUGAGGUUGUUGUAGAAAGUGCUAAAGGAAAGAGUGGCGGCAAGGUUGAGCCGAAGAAGCGAAAACAUGGUGAAGCAUUGAAAUUGGAGCCUAUGAAAAAGAGUAAGAGUGGAAAUGAAGUUAAUAGUGUAGCUGUUAAGCUAUCACCAUUGGAGUCUAUGAAAAAGAGCAAGAGUGGAAAUGAAGUUAGCAGUGUGGCUCUUAAGCUCUCACCAUUGGAGCCUGUGAAAAAUUUGGAGGUUAAAAAGACAUUGGAUGUUGCAGUCAAUGUUGCAACUGAUGAUGCGGCUGAAAGGUCUGAAAGAUUUGCGCACCGUGAAGCUCAGAAGUUUCGCUUUCUAAGAGAAGAUCGCAGGGAUGCCAAGCGAAGGCGUCCAGGAGAUGAAAAUUAUGACCCAAGAACUCUAUAUUUGUCUCCAGAUUUUGUGAGGAAUUUGUCAGAUGGCCAGAAACAAUGGUGGGACUUCAAGUCUAAACACAUGGACAAAGUUUUGUUUUUCAAGAUGGGUAAAUUUUAUGAGCUUUAUGAAAUGGAUGCACAUAUAGGAGCAAAAGAGCUUGACUUACAAUAUAUGAAGGGAGAUCAACCUCACUGUGGAUUUCCAGAGAAAAAUUUCUCAGUAAAUAUAGAGAAACUAGCUAGAAAGGGUUAUCGAGUUCUUGUUGUAGAGCAGACUGAAACACCUGAACAGCUUGAGCUUCGUCGCAAAAAGAACGGCUCUAAAGAUAAGGUUGUGAGACGGGAAAUAUGUGCAGUGGUUUCAAAAGGCACAUUAACGGAUGGGGAGUUUAUGGCAACACAUCCUGAAGCUGCAUAUUUAAUGGCAUUGACUGAGUGCCAUGAGAACCAUCCAAAUGAAAUUUCAGAGCGCACCUACGGUGUUUGUGUAGUUGAUGUUGCCACAAGCAGAGUCAUUCUUGGGCAGUUCAACGAUGACUCAGAGUGCAGUGCCUUGUGUUCUAUCUUGUCUGAGAUCAGACCAGUUGAAAUUGUGAAACCUGCUAAACUACUAAGCCCUGAAACAGAAAGGGUACUGCUGAAACACACCAGAAACCCUCUAGUGAAUGAGUUAAUUCCAACUGUGGAAUUCUGGGAUGCUGAUAAAACUUUGGAUCAAUUGAAGAGAAUUUAUGGGCACAAUAAUGAUGUUAGUGUUCAAGAUGGUGGGUUAGAUUGUCUUCCAGAUGUUUUACUGGAGCUGGUAAAAACAGGACAAGACAGCAGUAGUGCACUCUCAGCACUUGGUGGUGCUAUCUAUUAUUUGAAACAGGCUUUCCUAGAUGAGCAGAUUCUUAGAUUUGCGCAGUAUGAGUUGCUUCCAUGUUCUGUUUUCGGGGGUCUUGCUUCAAAACCUUACAUGGUUCUUGAUGCAGUAGCCCUAGAGAAUCUUGAGAUAUUUGAGAAUAACAGAAAUGGAGACUCUUCAGGCACGCUCUAUGCUCAAUUAAACCAAUGUGUUACGGCAUUUGGGAAAAGACUGCUAAAGUCAUGGCUUGCAAGACCGUUAUGUCGUGUUGAGUCAAUUAAGGAACGCCAGGAGGCCGUUGCAGGUUUGAAGGGAGUGAAUCUACCUCAUGCGCUAGAAUUUCGAAAAGCAUUAUCAAAGCUACCUGACAUGGAGCGGUUGCUUGCACGGGUGUUAUCUUCAAGUGAUGCUAGUGGAAGGAAUGCUAAUAAAGUGGUUCUGUAUGAGGAUUCAGCAAAGAAACAAUUGCAAGAGUUUAUUUCAGCUCUGCGCGGUCUUGAACUAAUGGCACAAGCUUGCUUGGCACUCGGUGGCAUUUUAAAUGAUGUCGAAUCUAGACAACUUAGUUAUCUUUUAACACCUGGCAAAGGUCUUCCUGAUGUCAGCAUGGAUCUGAAUCAUUUCAAAGGUGCUUUUGAUUGGGUGGAAGCCAAUAGCUCCGGCCGUAUAAUACCUCAUGAUGGAGCUGACAUAGAGUAUGAUUCAGCUUCUAAGGCAGUUAGAGAGAUUGAGUCCAGUUUAUUAAAGCAUCUCAAGGAACAAAAGGAAUUACUUGGAUGCACAUCAAUCUCUUAUGUCGAUGUUGGAAAGGACACAUACCUAUUGGAAGUGCCUGAAAAUUUGUCUCAGAAUAUUCCUCAUGAUUAUGAGCUGCGUUCAUCCAAGAAAGGUUUCUCUAGGUAUUGGACUCCAGAUAUUAAAGUAUUUUUGAAAGAGCUCUCCCAUGCUGAAUCUGAAAGGGAGACCUUAUUGAAAAGUACAUUUCAGAGACUGAUUGAGCGUUUUUGUGAACAUCAUACUCAGUGGAAGCAGCUGGUGCAUGCAACUGCUGAAUUGGAUGUUUUGAUCAAUUUAGCCAUUGUCAGUGAUUACUAUGAAGGACCAACAUGCAGACCAAAUUUUGUUGGGACGUCAUGUACAAAUGACGCGCCAUACAUCUAUGCUAAAGGGCUUGGACACCCAGUUCUUAGGAGUGAUUCCCUAGGAAAAGGUGCCUUUGUACCUAAUGACAUAACCAUUGGUGGUCCAGAUCAGGCCUCCUUUAUUCUUCUUACUGGUCCUAACAUGGGUGGGAAGUCAACUCUUCUUCGGCAAGUUUGCAUGGCUGUGAUUUUGGCCCAGGUAGGGGCUGAUGUCCCUGCAGAAAGUUUUGAAUUGUCUCCUGUGGACCGAAUUUUUGUUCGGAUGGGUGCCAGAGAUAAUAUCAUGGCUGGCCAAAGUACAUUUUUAACUGAGCUUUCAGAAACUGCAACAAUGCUGUCAUCAGCCACUCGAAACUCAUUGGUGGCUCUGGAUGAGCUUGGUCGUGGGACCUCAACAUCUGAUGGACAGGCUAUUGCGGAAUCUGUAUUAGAACAUCUUGUACGAAGGGUGCAGUGUCGUGGAUUGUUUUCUACACACUAUCAUCGAUUAGCUAUAGAUCAUGACAAAGAUCCCAAGGUCUGUCUUUCUCACAUGGCAUGCCAAGUUGGUAGUGGAAAUGAAGGUUUGGACGAAGUCACCUUUCUUUACAGGUUGACUCCUGGUGCUUGCCCCAAGAGCUAUGGUGUUAAUGUUGCUCGAUUAGCCGGACUACCUACUUCUGUGCUUCAGAAGGCCGCUGCUAAGUCCAAAGAAUUUGAGGCUAGUUAUGGAAAAUACAGAAACGUGACUUCUGAAACAAACUGUUUGAAUCAAAGUUGGGUCGAUAAGAUAAUAGGAGUGGUACAAAAAUUGAAUAAUGCUGCUACAAAUUUGAGUUGUGAGGAGGCCGUUUCUGAUCGUUCCCUAAUGAAGCUUCAACAUAAAGCAAGAAAGCUUCUACAACAAUGUUAAAACUAUUUCAAGAUAUUAUAUUUGAGAAUCCAGAAAUGGAUAGAAAAAUGAUAUGGUCAUA